This is a messenger RNA of Nestor notabilis (Kea), 1213 nucleotides long. It is a transcript of the gene TCEA1, whose product is annotated as transcription elongation factor A (SII), 1. NCBI's taxonomy places the organism in Eukaryota, Metazoa, Chordata, Aves, Psittaciformes, Psittacidae. Gene Ontology annotation, biological process: positive regulation of transcription by RNA polymerase II; DNA-templated transcription; transcription elongation by RNA polymerase II. Gene Ontology annotation, cellular component: nucleus. Gene Ontology annotation, molecular function: nucleic acid binding; zinc ion binding. The annotation marks the transcript as partial. The record is from RefSeq and is a predicted model, not a curated record. The transcript has 7 exons.
AUGGACCUUCAACUGAUAAAGAUUCUGAAGAAAAGAAAAAGGAGCCUGCAUCUUCCUCACAAAAUAGUCCUGAAGCAAGAGAAGAAAGCAGUUCAAGUAGCAAUUCCAGCAGCAGGAAGGAGGAGGGUAGUGCUCCCUCAAAUUCUUUCAUCCCUUCUUUUCCCCGGGCUCCAAGCACUUCAGAUUCUGUACGAGUGAAAUGUAGAGAAAUGCUUUCUGCAGCUCUCAGAACAGGAGAUGAUUACAUUGCUAUUGGUGCUGAUGAAGAAGAGCUGGGUUCUCAGAUUGAAGAAGCUAUUUUUCAAGAAUUAAAAAACACUGAUAUGAAAUACAAAAACAGGGUACGAAGUAGAAUAUCGAAUCUCAAGGAUGCGAAGAAUCCUAACCUGCGGAAAAAUGUGUUAUGUGGGAACAUUCCUCCUGACAAGUUUGCCAAAAUGACAGCAGAGGAGAUGGCAAGUGAUGAGCUGAAAGAAAUGCGCAAAAAUCUGACCAAAGAGGCUAUUAGAGAGCACCAGAUGGCUAAAACAGGAGGUACCCAAACUGAUCUGUUUACAUGUGGCAAGUGCAAAAAGAAGAACUGUACAUACACCCAGGUUCAAACCCGCAGUGCCGAUGAACCCAUGACAACGUUUGUUGUCUGUAAUGAAUGUGGAAACAGAUGGAAGUUCUGUUAGAAGAAGAAAUUGUCAAGACAUCUGGACCAGUAUGAAAGAGGAUUUUGUAAUUAGCUUUAAAAACUAGGCUAAGCAUUUAGCUUCCUGCAAAUGAGAGAAAUUUUGGGGUUUGGUUUUUUUUUUCCUUUUUAUUUUUGUUUUGUUUUUAAAGCAGCAUACAUGCCUGAAGUUAGCCUUUGUUUUGACACAGCCAUCAUUUCCUUAAAUGCCUUCCUAUAGCUAAUAGUCAGUAGGGCCAGGUUGCUCAGUUGUAUGGUGAAUGUUAAAAUAUUUUUUCAUUUUUAUAAGUAAGUUGACAUUAAACUUUUACCAACUAAACAUCUUGGUAAUUGGCUUGUUUUUUUCUAACUAUGUGAAUAAUGUACUGUAUUUUUUGUGGUCUGAAACAUAUCCCUGGAUAUGUAUUUUACCUUCCACAUUUGUUCAGUUGUAAGAAUAGAAUUUGUUUCUUGCUGCUGCUUUCACUAGUUUUGCAAAGAGAAAAGGUGUCUAACUUCAUCUAAUUAUGUAAAACUCGGUUGUUAACUAAAUCACAA